AUGGAUGAAUUUAAAGCAUUAGAAGAUUUUGAACAAAUAACUAGUCCAGCCCAAUGCAAUAUUCAUUUGUUAUUAAAACUGAAAAUUAAAAAUUGGUCUACAAAAAACAAAAAUUAUCAAAUUUUGGCAAAACGUGUUGAAUUAGAUUUGCCCCCAAAACUGAUUGAAAAAGUUGAUUUUUCUUUCAAAAUUGAUGAAUCAAUUAUUAGUCAAGAUGAAGCUCAAGCCACAUAUAAUCAAAUGCAUCAAAUUACCAAAGAUUUUCGUACUCAAGCUAUGACACUAUGUGUUCAGUCAGCUGCUCGAGAAAAUGAAGUCUUAUCAGAUGAAAUUAAAGGUAUUGUUGAAAGAUUUCCUCAAGAUAAUGAUGAUGGAUUUGAUGCUGAACCUGGCUAUGCAGCUUUUAAACAAUAUCAUGAAUUUCGAGAAAAAAGAAUAAGAAUAGAAAUUGAACAAUCGCUUCAUUUUUUAUUCGAACAGCAAGUCGAGGGCGAUACCAACAAUCUCCAAAUUCAAGAAGAAACAAUCGCCCCGACUGUAAUACGUUCGUUGGGCGAGGAUUUCUUGCUCCAGCAAUAA
This is a messenger RNA of Rotaria sp. Silwood2, 579 nucleotides long. Lineage: Eukaryota; Metazoa; Rotifera; Eurotatoria; Philodinida; Philodinidae. The record is from the annotation of a GenBank genome assembly.